Messenger RNA from Siniperca chuatsi (mandarin fish), 6866 nucleotides. It is a transcript of the gene ticrr, whose product is annotated as TopBP1-interacting, checkpoint, and replication regulator. The transcript has 21 exons. Gene Ontology annotation, biological process: response to ionizing radiation; mitotic G2 DNA damage checkpoint signaling; mitotic DNA replication checkpoint signaling. The record is from RefSeq and is a predicted model, not a curated record. Bases 447 to 6122 code for a protein of 1891 amino acids. NCBI's taxonomy places the organism in Eukaryota, Metazoa, Chordata, Actinopteri, Centrarchiformes, Sinipercidae. Gene Ontology annotation, molecular function: chromatin binding. Gene Ontology annotation, cellular component: nucleus.
GAGCGCGAACGGUUAAGGACGGCUACAAGAAAAUGGCGAAUAUGAAAGAGUUUAGGUACGCGGAUAAUGUUAAUGCUAUAUGGAAGCUUUAAGCAGUCUAAAACAUUUUCUACCGUGGGUGCCAAGUUAUUUCAAACUUCGGCGAGCGCUAAGCCUACGUCACACUAGCUGAAGCGAGCUAAUUUGUAAUUACGUUAACUUGAGUCUUUGUAGCUACGAUAGCUAGCUAGCGGGACAGCGUAGGAAUAUGAAGUGUCCUAAUGUUGGCAGCUGUAAAUGGCGUCCCUGCGCCCAUACAUAAUGAACAACCCGUUGGACCAAAUUUGUUAAACUAGUGAAAGUGGACUUGAUUACAUCACACCAAGGCUGACCUGUUUUCAUGGCUUAUCGUUGAGUUUAAGGCUCUGGAGCCACUCACUGUUUUUGAGGACGCUGCAGUUUACGGUAUGGCUUUACACAACUUGGUUUUUGUUAUCGAUGUGGAUUAUGGAGAUCACAAUUCAGGCGAUCAACUGGAUGUCAGGAAUCAUCUUGUGAAACGCGGAAUAUUACAAAUUCUGCUGCGUUUCAGCUGCAAGUAUGGAUUUGACAAAGUGCGCUGGGGUUAUAAAUUCUUUGAAUCAAAGACCGGCCGUAAUGCCAGCCUCAUAUCAAGGGGAUCAGACUUCAAGGAGCUUCGCCACAAAACUUUUGAGGACUUCGAAAUAGAGUUCGAAGCCAAGUUUGACGUGAAGGAUAAACCGUGGCCUUCUCAGCAUAAGCAGCAAUCUAAUCAAUCUGCUUCAGUUCAAAACGCACUCAAAGAAACCCUGCUGGACUUCCAAUGGGACAGACCAGACAUCACCUCUCCCACCAAACUGUCCCUGAGGCCCAGGAAGUCGAGCCGAGCUGGAAAGCCCAGUGUUUCACAGGAGGAUGAUAUUUCAAGCAACGGGAGGAAUGUGAUGUUUAUUGUCUCGAGGUGUCCACGAUCCAAGACACAACUUGGGGACUAUUUUUCUUUGGGAAACCAUGACCUGACUACAGAUGUGACGGAGCACAUUAUAUCCAGGGGCCUUCACGACAUGCUGGUUCAGCGACAGGUUGCGCUGCACUGGAUUGACAGUAGAUCACAUGUCCAGGUCAUGAGGUGUGAGGAUCACCUCGGCUUUGACAAGCUAUCUGAGGUCUUAGCGCAGGUGGGUGGCAGAGUGAUCCCUGUGGUUGCACUGCUGAACCUCUGCUGCUCUCAAAAGUCAGACUCAGGCUUUAAGAGAGAGGCCUUUGCAUUCAAAUCCAGCAUUGGAUACCUGCUGUCUUCUGAAAGGCUCUACCGCCUGGCUUUUCCUGUCAUAGGUGGUGUUCUGCAGUGGGAGCAAGGUGAUGUGACACAGAGCUGUGGCAUCAUGGUUGAGCCUGUGUCUCGCAGACAGCGGCUUCUCCCGGAGCCGGUGGAAGUGUGUCUGAAAGGAGUGCUGCAGGGUUGGGAUGCCUCUUCACUGACACAGAUCUCCACAGAGUCAUGGGUGCUUCAGUGCUCCAGCAGCAGUGACCAAGAAGCGGCUGCCUUCCAGGAUCUCCUGAUGGAACUGUCUGCUCAUGCUCUGCACAUGCUUUCUGAGGUGAAUGACAGUGGACUGGUGUGCUCAGCUGUCCUCUCACCCUUGUCACACACUACAGCUCUGCUCACCAUUCUCCAGUCUGGAAUCACUCAGCACGACCAGUUCCUGACUACUGGAAUCAUUGCCCCCGCCACAGCAGAAAGCUCAGCUGAACUGCCAGAUGUUGUGAACAGUGUUCUGGGAGUAGUGUAUGACAUCAUGGAGGAGGAUGGUGACAGUAUCGAUGAUCAGCCAAAGAAUCAUCCGGUUCCUGAGUGGGCUCAGCAGGAAGUCAGCCAUUGCCCGCUGACAACAGGCGUGUUGGAGAGUUGGUUCCCUCAGUCAGACCAGUCGGGACUGAGUCCCCAUUUAAUGGAGUCAAUGAGGUUGCUGCAUGCAGUGCCAGAGCAGAGAGAAGAGGAGGAGUUGUCUGUCCUACAGCAGGAGCUGAUCAGUGGUCUGGCUGAAUUGUAUCAAACAUCCCGGGGCGCAGAUGCCAAGAGGGGCAAGAAACGUGGCGCCCAGCGAACACCAGUGAAACAGAAGAUGAAGACCAUGAGCCGCUCCCUGCAGAUGCUGAAUGUGGCGCGGUUGAAUGUCAAAGCCCAAAAGAACCAGGCUGAGGCUGAACAGCUGGGGGCCGAGAGUAAGGGCCCAGACAGACAGGGGAAGAGACGGUCAAGUGACAGGAACAAAUCUGAAGGAGCGAACACCAUUAGUUUCACUAGUGAGGAAGAGAUGCUGUCCCAUCUGAAGUCCGGGUAUGAGAAGACCAUGGUAGAGAGAGACUCGUCCCUCCUCACUGGUGUCCAGCAGCUCCUGUCUGCUGUGAAAACCUUCCUUGUGGCAGAAUCUGACGUGGAGGUAAAGACCUCCCUGUUUGUCCAGCAACACCUCCUCAAGACCAGCAAAUCAAUCAGACAGCUCUAUGGCAUGGCUGCUGAUGUUGAUGGCAAAGUCAGAGAGUGCCAGCUUCAGGCGUUGCUGAGGCUGGAGUUGUGCAGACUUUUCUCCUCGAAGCAGUCUGACUCACUGGAUGUUGAUCAGAUGGCAGAGGAGGUGGCUGAAAUGCUCAGGAUAAUCUCCCUAACAAAAGACCCAGUUUGCCUUGCAAAGUUCCUUCAAGAUGAGAUCCUUCCACGGUUCCUGACUGCUGUCCCCAGAGUGCUUGCAGACAUCUACCACAGUCUGGGCACCCAGCUCCCUGAGGCUUUGGUGGCUGUUCUACCUGCUGACUUCUUCAGCGACGAGUCAGUUGCGAAGGACAGCGUUUCUCCUUCAGCCUCCUCACCUCCCCUCUCCACACACAGCCAGGUUUCGGAUGGCAGAGAUCGCCUGCAGGAACUGCGAAUUCGCUCAGCCAACAAGAGGAGGAGUGGGAUGCUGACUCGUCAUCGCAGUAUGACUGAAUCAUCACAGAGUCUUCGCCAAAUAGAGAUGCCCAAAAAGACAAGAGCUUCCAAAUCAAAGGUCUGUGUUGCUUUGGAGAAACCUGCUUCAGAACGACAACCUCAGAAACAAGAAACACAAGAGGUGACAAAGGUGAGAAGAAACCUGUUCAACCAAGAGAUUGUUUCCCCCUCAAAGAAAGCCAAGCUGCCAAGGAGCCAGUCUGUGUCCGCUGUGGAAGGAUUGAAACGCAAGCGAUCUCAUGAAUCUGAAGAGAGGCACAAACUUCUAACAAAGAAAGUGUGUGAAACACCCCUCCACAAGCAAGUGUCCAAUCGCCUCCUAUACCGGCAGAAAAUGGGAAGGAGAUCUGUCCCAACUGAGGAGUGUAUUGUGGAAGAGUCACCAGUAAAACCUGGAGAAGACCUAAGAAGGAGUCCAAGGAUAAAGACGCUUGCUAGAAGACACUCAAACACAUUCUACUCAAGUUCUCAACUACGCUCCCGCAACCUGGACAGGGCUCUCUCUGCAUCCCAGCUUACUCUCAGUGAUGGGAAAAUCAGUGGGGUUAACGUAAAAACAGUUCGGUCUCCCAUGCAUCUUCUUUUUGGGGCUGCUGAUUCCCCCAGUCGUCCUUCUGACCAGUCUUGUGCAACCAGGGCCACCAGGUCACAACUGUCCACAGACUCUAGUGUCUUUGAGAGUCCAAAUAAAACGCCAACAAAGUCACCAGGCAAACAUGGGAGGGCCAUCCAUGGGAUCAGGACACCCAAGACCCCAGGGAGCCCCAAAACCCCACCUCCAUCCAGGAUGAAUGUUUUCUCAGCUGCAGAGAGCCCUGUAGCAGGCAGCUCUCGUGAGCUUGGUAUGACUUUGAGAGGCAGUCCUUUCAGAUCUCCAGCCAGAAAGACUCUUGUGGUAGAGACACCUACUAAGCAAAGCCCUGUGAGGAGCCCACUGAAGGGUAUUCUCAGGACUCCAGUUAAGGCCUUGGUCGAAUGCCUCUCCUCUUCUGGAUUACAUCUGCUCAAUAGCCCAAUUUCCAGGACUCCCAAGAAGAGUGUCACAUGGUCUCCAUCCCCACAAAAAUAUAGAGUGGCAGAGAACAGCAUUACUUUCAAAGUGCCAGAGUCGCCUCGUAUUGCAUCCCGCACUUCUCCGAGACUGGUGAACACACCCAACACCUUCAGCAGUCCUGUCAAAAGCACAAACACUAAAAGAGACAUUUUCAAAACCCCAGAAAAGACUUGCCAAGUAAGCCCAGUAAGGGGUUCUGAUAAUGCAAAUAACGUUAUUUUGAAACAGGAAAAAAAUCAGAAGUCCUCUGAAAAACUUCACAACAGGAUGAAAACACCUGAAAAAAGUGACACUGUUAGUCUACUGGAAAUGCCUCCUCCACAAUCCACACCACCUCUAGACCACCACGUCUCACCUAAACCCAACUCUAGAACUCAAACCAAGACCCCCAGUCCUACUCACCAAAUGAUUACUCGUUCUGGACAAACUCCAGGCAAAAGUUCAAACAUUCUAUCCCCAUGUAAGCCAGUAUUUACACCAGUAGGAGGUACUACUGUUUCAGAAGGAUCAGAUACUUCUGUAAAGUCUCCAGCAAAGUCCCUGACAAGAACGAGGUCUGGUCAAGGUGCUAGAACCACCAGACAUAACUUAAGAUCCCAGUCUAGUGAGAAUGUUCCCUUCAAACUAAACACCGAAUCUGCUGAGAACUGUGACCUUGUGGAAAUAAACAUGCAGUCAGAUACAAAAGAAGAGGUACAGGCUGAACCUUCCCAAACCUCUGAAACUGACUCUAGUUCCCAUACAGAUUCACAGCAGUUUGACACAUCACAUUUUAACUCUGCAUCCACAGAAGAUGAUAGUAUGGACAUUGUAGAUGCGGCAGUUGUAAAGACCCAGUUUAGUGGUGGUCUCAAGAUAAACAUUAGCUUUUCACGGAAGCCUUCAAAGUCCAGUGAAGACUUUAUGUCCAGCGCAGUCUCUUCUAAACCAUGUGUGCCACCCCAAGGCACACCUGGUAGGAGCUACGGUUUCCGGCAGACACCUGACCGCCAACAGAGGGAGGCUGCUGCUCGUUUGGGGUACGGAAAUGAUUCCCCUCGAUUCUCAACCCCUAGAGGCCCAGCAAGACCUAGUCGACAAAAGGGCACGGGUACUCCAAACCCUCUGACUUACCAAGUAGAAAUGGAAAUGCAAACAUCAGGACUUCCCAAGCUCAAAAUCAAACGCACAGAUUCCAUGACUGUAGGCGAUUUGACCUCAGGAGCUCAGAGCCCUUUAGUUGGUGUGAAACCUUCUCAGCUGGAAGGCCCCUUGACUUUGUUCUCUAAGCACAGAGAUCCUGGAUGUGUCUCACCAUCUAUCUGUACUCAUGUCACCCCGGCUAAGAGCACGCCUGGAAAAGGUGGGAGCGUCCAAACUUACAUCUGCCAGUCCUACACCCCUACACACCAUCCUGUGGGAACAAUGUCUCCAGUGGCAACUGCAGAGAUCAUUCCCCUGACUCCUUCGCCUCAGAGUGUAGGGAAGGUGACCCCAGACAACCUCAACAACUGGCCUCGCAGGAAGAGAGCUCAGAUUGGAGUGGUUGGAGGCAAGGAUCGUGGCCUGAAGGGGGAGCCUUUGCUGGUGGAGUUGCUGGAGGAAGCUGAGCUUGGAGUUAGCAGGUUGCAGGACACUGACGACACUGAUGAGCCCUCAAACGACAAAGCUGCAAAAUUGACUUUGACUUCUAAACAGUCACCCUCAGUUCGAGCAGAUGCAUCGCCUCUUUCUCCAAUGGAAGACUUGUACUGGAUGGACAAGCUGGCUCACCAGGCUGACUGUGCUGAUCGUCAUAGAGCAGAAGAAGAAAUCAUCUGUGCCGCUGGAAAUGGAGAUGUCAAGUCAUUAGCGACUCCUCCCAGCUCAAAGGUGAGGAAGCCAGUGACAGCGAGUGGGAUUCUGGCCCUCACUCACUCUCCAUUGUUGUUCAAGGGCAAAACAGGCUCUGCUAGUAAGAGAAUGCCAAAUUUUAAAGAUGAGGCUGCAUCAGGGAGGAGGAUAGAAGUCGAUGGAGUGGACCUCUCUCCCUUCAGCCAGCCGAUCACACGCUCAAACACGGGGAAGACCUACAGCAGGAAGAGACUACUUCACUGAACCACAAAACCGUCGGGCAAGCAAAGCAAAAAGAUGGUCCGUUCUGUGUUUUACUGUGAAGCUGUGAGCCUUUUAGCCAUAUUUUGUCAGGAGUGCUUUUGAUGGCAGAUCUGAAAGAUGUCUUUCAAGCACCACUUGAAAGGCUUUGCAGAUGAAUGAAUGUCCCUUUCAGUCGCCUCCACCAACACUUUUGACCCUCACAUUUUCUGUUCUAACUAGUGGCUUUUGUUUUAAUCAGGACAUUUUAAGAUUUAAGAUUAUCAGUAGGUUUAGCAAGGAGUUGAAAAGGUAUGCAGUUCUACCGAGAUAUUUAAAAUUGCCCUUACUGUUCGUAUUAAUGAUUUUAUCAUUCAAAGUGUGCCAUGUUUCCUGCAUGGGUCUUUCUGAAGCUAAAAUUUUGAACAUGGUGAUUUUUUUUUUUAUGUCAUCAUUGUUUUUCAAAAUUGUAAUUAGCCAUUUUACAAUCAGGUCUACAUUUGUCAAUAUAAAUACUAUUCAUGUUUAUUUAUUAGUUUGUUCUUGUCAUAAACUUGCUUUUAAGUAAAAAGGAAGCCCUAAUGAUUGAGUCAUAUUGUAAAUAUCUUAUGUUGCCAAAGUUUUAUGUAAAUAAAUAUCAGUUUUCUGAAUUAAGUUAUUGAAAAUGGUUGUUAUUUUUUUUUUUUUUAAUCCUGUACUCGCUCUGCUUUGUCAAGUUUCAAGUAAUUCAAGUUUAUCAGCUGCCAGUAAAUAAAAGCAAACCUGAUA